Messenger RNA from Talaromyces atroroseus, 1566 nucleotides. RefSeq lists its product as hypothetical. Gene Ontology annotation, molecular function: heme binding; monooxygenase activity; oxidoreductase activity, acting on paired donors, with incorporation or reduction of molecular oxygen. The transcript is spliced from 4 exons. The coding region runs from base 1 to 1566 and encodes 521 amino acids. Lineage: Eukaryota; Fungi; Ascomycota; Eurotiomycetes; Eurotiales; Trichocomaceae. The record is from RefSeq and is a predicted model, not a curated record.
AUGCUGCUCCCUGCAGAGACGCCGCAAACAGUCCUCUACGGACUCGGUAUCAUAGCCCUCCUCGCCAUUGGGCGGUUUUUCAUUCGUCUCUAUCAAGUCAGGAGUAGCAUUCGCGAUGUGACCAAUAAAUAUGGCGUUCCUAUCUUGCCCCAUUCAUUUCUGUUCGGGCAUCUCCCCAUCGUAAUCAAAGUCAUGGCCGCCUACCCAAGCGACAUUUAUGGACACUACCUGCCCCUUCUCAUCGAAAAAGAAUACCCCGACAUCUGUAAGUCCCGCGGUGUGAUGUACAUCGAUAGCUGGCCUCUAGCAAACCCCAUGUUGGCCGUCUAUGAUCCCGGCCUGAUGAACCAAUUCACUACGGAGAAUUCACGGCCAAAACACGAACUUGUUAGAGAUGGGUUUUAUAUUCUCGGCCAAGGCCUCGACAUCUUCGUUUCGGAAGGACAGCAAUGGAAAGAGUGGAGGAAAAUUUUCAAUCCGGGCUUUUCGCUCCAAAAUCUCAUGUCGUUUGUUCCAGCGAUAGUGGAUGAGAUUGAAGUCUUCCGAGGCUGGUUGAAAGACGUGGCAGAAUCCGGGAAUGUCGUAGAGUUGGAAGAACAGACCGAGAGACUAACGACGGAUGUAAUCGGUCUCUUGGCUUUAAACACGCGACUUCAUUCCCAAACUACAUCCAGCACGUUCUAUAAUGCUAUGAAGAAACAGGCCGGUUGGUUCCCCUAUGACAACCAGCCCAGUGCUUUAUUCACACGGACCCUAAACCCUUUUCGCCCAUUGGCUGUAUGGAUGAAUAACUGGACCAUGAGGUCUUGCUUAAUGCCACACAUACGAAAAGCCUUAGCACAAGAGAAGGAGGAAAGUCUCAAGACUCUUCUCAAUCUUGCCAUUCAAUCCAAAGAGCGGGGCUCAUCAGAUGGCCCCCCGACGUCCCAAUUCAUCGACAUAGUAGUGUCACAGUUGAAAACAUUCAUGUUUGGCGGCCAUGAAACAACAGCAGCAACCCUCUGUCUUCUUUAUUAUCUUGUCUAUACUAACACCGCCGCGCUGGACGCUUUACGUCGCGAGCAUGAUGAGGUGCUCGGUAGUGACCCGGCAAUGGCCACUGAGCUCAUCAAGAAAAGCCCAGCACUCUUGAAUCGACUCCCUUACACCACUGCGGUUAUUCGAGAAACCGUGCGCUUAUUCCCGCCAGUGGGAACCGUCCGCGCUGGGAGUCCGGAUUUCUUCCUAACGGACCCGACGACCGGAGACCGCUACCCAACUAACGGCAUGAUGGUCUUUGGCUGUUCAGCCGUUGUUCAUCGGAAGGAGGCAUUCUGGCCCGAGCCACAUAAAUUCAUGCCUGAGCGCUGGCUUGUUCCAGAAGGACAUGCUCUGCACCCACCGAGAAGCGCUUUUCGGGCGUUCGAACAUGGCCCUCGCAAUUGUAUUGGACAGGAGCUGGCCCAGUUAGAACUCCGAGCAAUCUUGGCUAUGACUGUUCGAGAUUUUGACAUCCAGCCCCAGUUCCCUGCGGAUGCAUUCCACCCGGGCAGGUUACGGCGCGACCUCGGGACGACAUGCCCGUGA